AUGGAUAUAAAUUAAUCUAAAUAUUAGGGGUAAUAGAAUACACCAAGCAUAUAUGUAGAUUUUAAUGGGUACAAAUAAUCUAUUGAAAAUACAUUAUAAAAUAAUCAGAUUGGAUUUAAGUACUUAGAAUAAUUGAAUUUAAAGGCAUAAAAAAUUAUUUAAAAAAUUGAAUCUUACAUAUAAAAACUUAAAAUGUUCAACCCCUAUUUAAUCAUAUAUUGUAAGUUUACUUUUGACAAAAAAUUAUAACUUUAUAUAAACAACAAGAUAUUGCGCAAGAGUUUUAAAUUAACCCCCUCCUAGUGUAAAUGGUGUAAAAAUCAAAUAAUUAGAUUUGAUUAAAGCUUUAGAGGAAAUAUAGGAUUACGUUUUCAAACAAUUUUAAUAAUUUAGUUAAUAUGUCGAAAAUAAUUCAUAAUUAAAGGGGAAUAUAUAGAAUAAAAUAUAAUAGUAUUAUUCGAAUAAUAAUACUGAAAAAUAAUCACAAAAUUUUUACGAUUUAGCUGGAAAACAUCGAAAAAAAAAUGACUACUUAACUGAUAAAAACAGAGAGUAUAACCUAAUAUGCCGAGUUUUAAUUUUAUUUUGAUAAUUAUUUUCAAUAUUUUGAUGUUAUGCCAAUUCAAUAGAGAGAAUCGAUAUAUUAAUAAUUUAAAUAAUUUUUAAAAGAUCUAGAUGAUAAUCAAGAUUUAAAAAUUUUUACUCAUAAGUUUUUUUAAAAUAACAAUAUAAAAGUGAAUAACAAAAUAUAUUAUGUUAAUCCUGUAAUCAAUCACUAAAAUUAAAUUUUAAUUCCAAAAUUUAUAUGGACUGAUAUUUCUAAUUAUUAACUUUAAGGAUACAUCCUUUAUACAAUGAUUUAACUAUAAGAGUUUAAAUUAAAUUUUAACACUAUGUUACUUAUAUUACAGGAGUCAAGAUAGGAUCAUCAAAAAUAUUAGUAAUACUAAAUUAAGAAUUGGAGGUAAGUCCCUGAUUGA
Paramecium sonneborni is the source of this 980-nucleotide messenger RNA. Lineage: Eukaryota; Ciliophora; Oligohymenophorea; Peniculida; Parameciidae. The record is from the annotation of a GenBank genome assembly.